AUGAACUGUCAGUUGGACAAAAAAAAAAAAGAAAAAGGAAACGAGUUUUCUGUUUAGUUUUACCCUUUUACCCGAGACAUUUGUGGCAUUUGUUUUAAACGCGCCUGCACCUGCACCUGCUGUUGCUCAUGCUCUUGCACCAAAGGCUUGAAGAGAUGCCCCCUUUUUAAAAUUCCACUCACAUAAAAGAUAAAACAAAAAGAAAUACACAGAAAAACUUGUCAGACAAUUCUAACAAAGGGACAGAAGCAACAGCAGCAGGGCGAACUCAGCGAAGCGCUGUGGUCGGGGGUUGGCCGAUGACCAUCACAAGCGAGGAAUUACAAUUACAGCACAUAUGAAAAACCCCUUCAAAGUAUCCAAAACUGUACCCAGUAUUCUUGGUCGCCGCAUACCAGUAUUUACCGAGAGCCAGAGAAACAGCCAGCGCACGAGAGCGUGCGAUCGAGAUCGAGAGCAAUAUCAUGGAGUUUUUGUUUUUUGAAUUCGUUUGGGGAGUUUUACUCGGUUCCUCUUUGGGGCCGAUCGACGAACGUUUUCAGUCUGCUGCGCGCCUCGCAAGACUACAAAACUCUUUCGGUUCGGCAAGAAAACAAAACCAAACAACAUUUUACUGCCUACUGGCCCAUUGUUGCGCGUGCGUGUUUUUUAGCUUGUGCUUUUCGCCGUGGUGUGCCUUCUUGUUGGUGUCCCUCGUGUCCAUUGUCCAUUUUUUGCCGUUUCUGGCACUGCCCCCGCGUUUGAGUUUUGCAGGCUUUUGUUGUGCUGUCUCUGCUGUUAUCAUGUCUUGAGGAUCGGGGGCAGUUUGCGUGCCUGUGCUUUGUGCCAGGCUAUGGCUAUGGCCAUGGCUACCUUAUAAACGGCAGCCAGCCCAAAGAAAGCAACGAGUUUUCAUAUGUGUGUUUUGUUUUUGUGUGAAAAUUGCAAAAUCAGCAGCAGCAGCAGCAGUAGCAGUAGCCACAUCGAUUGCAGAAAAUGUGCAUCAAUUAUUUUAAAUGGUCAUAUCCCACAAAUAUGCCCAUUCUUGUGCCCCAUUCGACGCCCUCAACCCCCUCGACCAUCCAAUGCGCCGCUGCGUCAGUGCGACACUUUCAGUAAAAAUGUCAGUGCAAUUAAAUAUCCCAUCGUGUUAAUCGAAAAUAUUUUGUUUAAAAAUUUUUGCCGCUUUGGCUGCAAUUUUUCAUAUACUACAUAUGUGUUUGAAUAAAUCUCAACCGUGUAUAUAUAUAUAUAUAUAUAUAUAUUGAUACAAUUAAGUUUUUAUGGGCUCUGGAACCAGUUUAUUUAGUGCUACAAAUCGACAGGCACUCCACAUAAAAAUCUAAAAAAAAAAAAAAACAAAGAGUGGAAAAAAAACGCCUAAGCUCAAAUUGUUGAUUUAUGUCGACGAUUAAACAGAAACAAGCGACAAAAUAUCACAGAAAACGAGGAAAAAUAAUGAAAUAAAACCAAGCCAAAAAGGCUGACCAGGCAAAUUAAUAAGAAAAUCGCAUUAAAAAAAGGAUUUGAACAUGGAUAACACAAAUCAAAUGCAUGUGGAACUCGAAAGACCCAUCAGCCGGACACCUUUGACGCAGAUUUCCUAUCUACAGAAGAUACCCACAUUGCCCAGGCAUUUUGCGCCCAAUAGCCAAGGAUUGCCAUCAGCAGCAGCAGCAGCACCUCCACCCACCUCGGCAUUGGGAGGUAGUUUGGGCUUGCCCAGCAGCUCUUCGGCUAGUGCUUUGUAUGGCGGUGGACAACAUGCGGGAUUGUUACCAACCUCUCCGUUGCCCCUGCAAAGGCAUCAGCAAUAUCUGCCUCCACAUCAUCAGCAAUUGCCCCCAGUUGCUGGAAUGGGUGUGGUGGGUGUGGGACCUGGACCUGGACUUGGACAAGGAGCUCCCUCACAGUAUUCACCCAAGUAUUCCAAUACGCAGCCACAGCAUGGACCUCAUCAGUUAUCGCCAGCGCUAUCAACACCGUCGCCACCAUCCUUAAUGAUGCAUCCACAUCAUCCUCCACAUCAUUCGCAUUCGCAUCCGCAUCCGCAUCAUCCUCAUCCAGGUGGAACAUCGGCACAUGCUGCACCAUUUCUAGCCGGCCCACAUAUGGAUAUGCAACGGCAAUCGCAUUCGGAUGAUGACAGUGGUUGUGCCCUGGAAGAAUACACCUGGGUACCGCCUGGCCUGAGACCUGAUCAGGUUCGUUUGUAUUUCUCGCAAAUACCCGACGACAAAGUGCCAUACGUCAACAGUCCAGGCGAACAGUAUCGUGUGCGACAAUUGCUGCAUCAACUUCCGCCGCAUGAUAACGAGGUUCGUUACUGUCACUCACUGACGGAUGAGGAGCGCAAGGAGUUGCGUCUAUUCUCGACGCAACGCAAACGUGAUGCACUUGGACGCGGCAAUGUGCGACAGCUGAUGAGCGCUAGACCAUGCGAUGGUUGCGACGAACUAAUCUCUACGGGCGAUAUUGCGGUAUUUGCCACGCGACUGGGUCCAAAUGCUAGUUGGCAUCCAGCAUGUUUUACAUGCUGCAUUUGCCGUGAGCUGCUGGUGGAUCUCAUAUACUUUCAUCGCGAUGGUCGCAUGUACUGCGGCCGGCAUCAUGCCGAGACCCUUAAGCCGCGUUGUUCCGCCUGCGAUGAGAUUAUCCUGGCUGAUGAGUGUACUGAGGCUGAAGGACGUGCCUGGCAUAUGAAUCACUUUGCAUGCCACGAGUGCGACAAACAGUUGGGCGGCCAGCGGUAUAUUAUGCGCGAGGGGAAACCCUAUUGCCUGCACUGUUUCGAUGCAAUGUUUGCCGAAUACUGUGACUAUUGUGGCGAGGCCAUUGGCGUGGAUCAGGGUCAAAUGAGCCAUGAUGGCCAGCAUUGGCAUGCGACCGAUGAGUGUUUCUCGUGCAACACCUGUCGCUGUUCGCUCUUGGGUCGCGCCUUCCUGCCCCGUCGCGGGGCCAUCUACUGUUCCAUUGCCUGUAGCAAAGGAGAGCCGCCAACGCCAUCGGAUAGCUCGGGCACGGGAAUGUACACGACACCGACACCACCCACGCAAAGAGUGCGUCCGCAGACGCGUAUACCGAGCAGUCAUGCCUCCAGCUCACCGCCGAUGUCGCCGCAACAGCAACAACAACAUCAGGCCAGCUUCAAUCAGGCCAUGUACCAGCUGCAGAGCCAACAAAUGGAGGCAGCAGCAGCAGCUGGAGGCGGCAGUCUGUUGGGCCUGGGUGGCGAACUAUCCCUGCUGGAGCAGGCAAAGAGUCAAAGCUAUGCCACUUCGGACUCAGAUGCCGGUGUGGUCAAGGAUCUGGAGCAUGGCAGUGGCAGUCAGGUGGGUGGCGGCGAUUUCACAGACUUUUCCGGCGGACGAGCCUCGAGCACUUCACAGAAUUUGUCGCCAUUGAACUCACCCGGCGAGUACCAUACGAAUCUGAUGCCAAAGCCCAUGGAAUUGCAACGUGAUGGCGUCUACAAUUUCAAUGAGAUGUCUUCGAAUCUGGAUGCAGCCUGGCCGGCCAAACCACCACUGGGGGCCACACACAGCUAUCAACUUCAGCGUCAACUGAUGGACAAUACUCACACCUCCAGCAUGCCCGAGCUGGCGGGAAAAGGCAUAAUUGCAGCUCAGGGUCACUUUGGGCAGCAGCCCAUGGUGGCAUCGUCGCAGCAGUUCCAGCAUGAAUAUGCGGAUAUUAUGCAUCCACCACCACCGCCUCUGGGAGGCGGAGGAGGAGGCGGUGAUGUGCCCGAGUUACCUACACCAAAUCUGAGUGUGGCCUCAACUGCUUUGCCACCCGAACUGAUGGGUUCACCCACCCAUUCGGCGGGCGAUAGAUCAUUGAACACUCCCCUCUCUACGCAAUCGGCCAACCAACCGCCCACUCAUCCUGUAUCCAUUUUAAGUGGUGCUUCAUCCUCCUCACCCAUGAACGGUGAGCCGAGCAAAAAGAAGGGAGUGCGUUUUGAGGGCAUACCCGAUACGCUGCCACGUUCCCGCAGCUACUCUGGCAAUGGAGCUGGCACAAGUAGUGGAGGAGGCGAACGAGAGAGAGAGAGAGAUAAAGAUUCCCGACAUGGACAUGGUCAUGGAUCGCGUAGACGGCGGCGGCGCAAGUCUUCUUCCUCCACCAGCGGCGGACAUCAUCGAAGUGGCAGCGGCCAUCGUUCCCAUUCGACAACGCGUGCCGAUACUUAUGCACCCGCCCAACCAUUGUCCUCCUCGUAUCAAGGUCCACCUUCCAUACUGCAAGCAGAUCAAGAGGCUCACAAAUCGCCAAGACAUCACUCGUCGCUCCAUCAGCAGCAACAGCAGCAGCCGCCACAGCGCGAACAGCGGGAGGAAUCCGAUGAAUCGGAUGUGUGUUCCACCUGCUCGUCUAGUUCAUCCAGUUCCGAGGACUACAUGAUGAUGUACCAACUGCCACAGCGUCGUCAUUAUGGCGGUGUUCGUGUCAGUUAUGUGCCCAAUGAUGCUCUGGCCUACGAUCGGAAGAGGAAACCCUCCGAGCUGGCUGGCGACAAGGAUAAAAACUGCAUCAUAUCGUGAUGAUGGAAAGCAAUAAAGUUCAACUUGUUAAGCAAAUUAUAACAAUAAGAGCCAACCUCUCUCUCGAGGGUGGCUCACACACACACACACUGUUCCAAAUCUACAUAAAAAAAGAAAAUCUAAAAAAUCGUAAAGUAAAUAAUUAAUAUCAUAUACAUAUAUAUUUUAUAAAAGUAACUUACAAAAUAAACAAAUAGAAAUAACUAUAUUUAUA
Molecule: messenger RNA, 4740 nt
Organism: Drosophila willistoni
Lineage: Eukaryota; Metazoa; Arthropoda; Insecta; Diptera; Drosophilidae
Gene: pk
Product: protein prickle
Exons: 6
Coding region: 1512-4526 (1004 amino acids)
Molecular function (GO): zinc ion binding
Source: RefSeq, a predicted model, not a curated record